UCAAAACUAGCUCGGAGAGUUUGAGGUAGUGGUCGAGUGUUGCGUGGUCUCCGUGGGUUCUUUAUACAAAUCUUCGGAUACGAUUACUCUUCUUUUUUUAGGAUUAUCAUCCCCUUCAGUGAUUAUUCCAUGGAUUUGUAAAAUAGCCUGCAACGACUGCUAUAAGUACUUCUGGACAGGAAGUGCGAAUUGGACUAGAGGACGUAAUGAAUUCAGCUAGGGUUAUAAAGGCUUGUUAUUACGACUAAUGCUCAUGAAGUUUCUUGAUUCGAUCCGGUCACAGUGUAGCCACUGUUAAAAAGUUAGUCUUAGAGACCUUAGUACGGAUAGAGUCACAAGAUGGCAGCACCAGAACGGCUCCUGCUCACCCUGUCGUAUUUUUGGCUGUUGUUAUGUCUCUGUAGAAGUCAAUGUGAGAUUGAGACGGGAGAAAGUGUAAUAAUAAUGGAUAUUCUAGAAAGUAGGGGUAAUCAGGUCAAUCAGACAACAGUGCCAUCAGAACUUCCCAUCCGUGGAACACCUCCACAAGUAGAACUGGGAAUUCAAACUGCCACAGCGGAUUACUUCGCAAUCGAUGGAAAGCGGCUACGGUUGAAGCGACCGAUUGACAGAGAUGCUGAAAAACUCACCAUGGUACGACUACAGAUAUCUUGCCGUGAUGUGUUCUCUUCCGAACAGAGGAAUAUUCCUGUCGUAAUAAGGAUAGGAGAUAUCAAUGACAAUCCACCCAUAUUCAAAGCAAGGUCCUACGAAACAACGGUCUCCGAGCUGACUCCGGUCGGUACCACAAUAUUUAGGGAUCUGUCGGCCAGCGAUGCGGAUUCAGACAGUAAUGGACUUGUGGAAUAUUCAACAGCUCCCGGGGAUUCCACCGAGAGAGAUGGCUAUCCUUUCUUCUCCAUAAAUCUUCCUCACCAAGGGCUAGUGACAGUCAAAAAGACUCUCGAUUUCGAGAAAUCAAGUAUCUACUAUUUAACAGUACUCGCUAAGGAUAAAGCUUUAGACACCACUCAAAGGCUAACUUCCACCACUACUCUCACAAUUCACGUGGCAGAUGGUGAUGACCAAGAUCCAGCCUUCGUAUACGACGCCUGCGCGCUGGUGAAUGGAGCAUGCGUCAACCCGGAGUAUAAAGCUCACGUGACUAGUGGCAUUAUGUCUGGGUUACUGAAAGUGUUUCCAGAGUCUAUAUUAGCCAAAGACAGGGACUCUCUCAACUCCCCUAUUCGAUAUUCUUUUGUGAAUGGAACUCCAUCAGUCUAUAACGAAUAUUUUGAAAUCGACACAAACAGCGGGCGUGUACGCCAACUCAAAGCACUGGAUAGGAAACUUGCCAAAUUCCUGCACAUCAUAGUCAAGGCUGAAGAGCUAACAGAGGGCAGAAGAUUUUCAACCGCCAAACUGCAAAUAGAAGUUGACGCCGUGGACAACCACCCUCCGGUGUUGACCCCUUCUGCAUUAGAAGGUUAUGUGGAUGAGAACUCUCCCAUCGGCACUACCGUCACUACGGAUCAUGACGGUAGAUCUCCUCUGGCUUUGAGAGUCACAGAUGCCGAUCUGAGUGAAGAAGAUGGCCCCGUUUCCUACACCUACGAAGUAACAACCAACUCUUUCCGAGUCAAUUCUGACGGGUAUUUAGUUGUCAACGAAGCCAACUUGGACAGAGACCCGCCGAACCCUAGCAAAUACACAUUCCAAGUGAUCGCUCGGCAGAGUGGAAGCGUGCCUGGAAAAGGUGCAAGUGCUCCCGUAGCACUGAAUGUCCACCUUAACAAUAUCAAUGAUAAUUCUCCUGUCCUAUCACCUUUACCCACAGUGCGACUGCCUGCAGGCGAUGGUUUGAGAACUGUAGCAAAAGUUCAUGCUACCGAUGCAGAUGAUGCAGAUGGUGAGGAACAGAUUGUUUAUUCUAUUUACCACGUUUCCAAUGAUGGUUUGUCUAAGUUCCGAAUCGACAGAACAUCAGGAGUCGUUCAAGUUCUCGACAAAGUGAUGGCUGGACAGCAGUACAGCAUUACAGUUCAGGCUACAGACCCUGGAGGCAGGUUCAGCCAAGCCAUACUGGACGUAGUCGUUGUUUCGGGCCCCAAUUCAGGAGGACCCGUGUUCAGCCAAGACAGGUAUGACACUCAGGUCAGCGAGGGAGCUGCUGUCAAGUCGACGGUGAUCACUUUGACGGCGGAGGACCCAGAAAAAGACGAUGUUACGUAUUCUAUAGUAGAAGGUAACACCAAUGGGGAUUUUGCCAUUGAUGCUAAAAGUGGUGCAAUAUCAGUUGCUCGCCGCCUUGACCGUGAAGAAAUUUCGGCGUACACAUUAAUCGUCAAAGCUGCUGACCCAGGCAAUCUGUUUACAACCACCAGCGUGGAUAUAAGGAUUACUGAUAUCAACGACCAAAAUCCUGUUUUCUUGCAACCUGAAUAUACCUUCCGCGUUGAGGAAGGUUUAGCAGAUGCAUACGUUGGUACAGUACAGGCAAGAGAUGAAGAUAUCUCCAUGAAUGGGCAUAUCACUUAUUCUUUGUCAGGAUCCAGUGAUUUCUACAUGGACGCGGAGUCAGGUGAAAUUCGUACUUCUCGUGCCCUGGAUUUUGAGUCGCACCACGUGUACAAAUUAUUAGUAACAGCUCGAGACAGUGCUCCGGACUCGAGGUAUGGCACGGCCUCUGUGACAGUGUUGGUAAACGACGUGCAAGACGAGAAGCCGGUGUUCGAGAAGAACACCUACGAAGGCAGCGUGCCUGAGAAUAAAGCCAACUACGAAAUCCUACAAGUCAAGGCCAGAGACCCUGAUUCUGUGAGCAGCGUUACUUAUGUGAUUAAAGAGGGCGACCAGACACUGUUCGCCGUUGACUCCAGCACGGGCAUGAUCCGAACACUGGCCCCACUGGAUUACGAAAGAACGACUUCUUACAGUCUAGUUGUGGGAACCCUAGAAAAUGAAGGACCAGAUCCCAGAGCUGUGGCCACCAUCAUCAUCAAUGUAGAGGAUCAAAACGAUGUGGCUCCUGUCUUCACCAGCAUUCCUCUACCUAUUCGACUGCAAGAUACAGUACCUUUAGGUACUGUUGUGACGACGGUUGUGGCUUCGGAUGGAGAUGGAACGGCACCUGGAAAUGAUAUCCGGUACGAAGUGAGCGGUAAAGAGAAAGCACCGACGUAUUUUCUUGUUGAUCCGGAGUCUGGUCUCAUCUCGGUCAAAGAUGAUUUGAGAAAAGAACCGGAUUCUGAAUACAGAAUUGAAGUCACCGCCAGAGACAUGGGAGUACCCUCUCUCUCAUCAACUGCCACACUGACUGUUUAUGUAGAGCAUAUCGCGACAGUUGCACCUGAUUCUGGACUGGGAUUCGCUGAUUCCCUCUAUAACGUGGAGAUACCCGAGAAUUCUUUGGCUAAUACUUUGAUUAAAAGUCUUCCCGUCAUCAACAAGCCAAGGGGAAAUUUUCCCAUUGGAUGUCGUAUCGAUAGAGGAAAUGACGAAGGUUUGUUCUAUGUUUUGGAGACGAACCAGCGAGACUGCGAACUUCGUCUGCAAACUGGCAAUUUGGAUUACGAAAGACAGAAUAGAUACGUGCUUACGGUGAGACUGGUGACUGUAGGAGGCCUAUUUGGCUCUUCUCGUUUGCGCACGGACGUCGCUUUGCAAGUCCUGGAUGAAAACGACAACCGACCGGAGUUCAUGACGCCUUCUCGCUACUCUCGAGCUUUGGGAGAUAAAUAUCUGGCUGCUCUAGCACACGAUGCUCCUAUAGAAACAGCCUUCUUGCAGGUUCAGGCUGUUGACGCUGAUUCAGGUUCCAAUGGCCUCAUAACGUACGAAAUAGCUCCAGAAUCGGAUCCCUUCCGGAGGUUUCGCAUAGAACCGCAGUCCGGCUUCGUGAGCAAUGUGAAAUCCCUGGAAGAUGUUUCCGAUGAAGAAUUACCCAUCAGGCUGAAAGUAGUCGCCAGGGAUAAUCCUGUUCUUAGGUCUGCUGUGAUGACUCAGAGCACUCAAGUGCUGGUGAAUGUCAUUAGGGAUGAGAAUCGAAUGGUUUUGGUUUUGAAACACGUUCUGCCCAGUCGCGUGCUGGAAAUGAAAGAAAAUAUACUCAGGCUAAUACAAGACCGAACAGGUGUAAUAGCAGACGUGGAGAAAGUUGUCUCCCUAAAAAUGAUAAAAAACAAUACAAUUGAAACUGACACAUCAGGGAGUGACCUGUGGUUCUACGCUGUUGACCCUGCAUCAAUGAAGAUACUGCGAGCAGAUGAUCCGAAAGUUAGAAUGGCUCUUCUUGAACAUGGCAAAACAGACAGCUUAUUGUCAGAGCUAUCUAGGACACUUGGGGCUCAGGCUGUCCAGAUUCGCCCUCCUAUUUUGACUCCUCUCCCAACUGCCCCUGCAGAAUCGUCCCCUCCUGUGGUCAUCGUUCGUACUGCAGGUGGCGGUGGAAAUAGUAGGAUACCUUCUGCGGGAGGAGAUGUCAGCGAUCUUGGUGCUGCCCUGAUCGCCCUUGCCUGCAUCAUUGUUGUCCUGGGGUUUGUUGGAAUAGUUUACCAUUGCUGUAUGUGGUCCAAAUAUAUUGCUUAUCGUGAAAGAGUAAAGCGCUUGUACGUCGCCCCGCGGUACGAACCAGUUUUCGUGGAGCCCAGUUUAAAGGAAUACGAAACUCAGGUAUUACAAAUGAGCAUUCCACUUGAUGACGAUGGAGGAGGAAGCCUUCAAGAUACCCAUCUAUCCUUGACGCUUCGUGGAAUGGAAGGCAUUGCCUAUAUCGGUGGAGGGUCUCAACGUGAUGGAUCCGCUUCUGCUUUUGGUGGACACAACACGGAUAACAGUUUUUCUACAGGAGGUUCCUCUUUGGAUGAGAGCCGCAGUUCUCUAGGCCACAGUAGUACUGCGAGAGCAACAAGCAGUGGACCAUCAGCUCUGGAGGAGCAAGGAGACCUUAUGGCUCCUGCCACCAAUCCUCUGUUUGAGGAUCCAGAUCAGCUUGAAGAAAUAGCUGGAUCUUCCAGAGGAGAUGAUUCUUCAGAGGGUAAAGUUGCUCUAGUGGAGACUCAUCAUCCACCACAUAGGACAAAAUAUACAGCAGAAAACACUACGGAACUCUGAAGCAAAUGAUAGUUUGUUAUUUUGAAAGCUUUCCAGAUAUUCUGUUCAUAUAUGGAGCUUUAUUAAUGAAAGGAAUUUGUUAGAAAUUCGAUGAUGUUACUUAGGUGUACAUAUUGAAAUUAAGUUCUACAGACUAGAAUGCUGUGAUAUGCAAUUUAGAACUUAUACAUAACAUAUCUCUUUAAGAUGUUCCCGAUGGAUAGUGUUUCGAGAAGACAUUUCAGAAAUUCAGAUAAAUCAUACUAUGUGCAAAAACAAAUUUUCAAAUAAAAGUAGAUAUCUAUGAUAAGCCAUGAAAUGGAACUUUCACCCUGACGCAUACUCUUUUAAUAAUCUUAAGAACUGUAUAUUUGUUCCAUUUUCAUGACAUACUGCUGCUGUUUCCCAGCUAGAGAUAUUUCACAGUUGAAGAAGAAUGUUUAUGAAACUGUGACUUGUGCAGGAAUUUAGCAACGAACUGUGAUACCACAAGGAACUAUAUUAUUGAUUUAUUUUAAAACCUGCUGAUGAAAUAUAGCUUAGUAUUUGCAGGCUCUUCGAAAAUUAUAAUUCUUCUGUAUUUCCCGUAUUAAAAUCUGCACGCAAAUGCAAAAAGUAACUAGAUAUAAAUUUUAAAGCAACUGUGAAAAAGUAACUAGAUAUUAUUCUUAUAAAUUUAAACAUUACGUACAAGGAAGGAUAAAAUGUAAUAAUGUAAUAUGAGUAAUGAGACACGUAAUAAUUAUUAAAAAGUGGAAAUCCUUCAGAUAAGAAUGAUUUUAAUUACUUUGACUUGGAAAUCUAAAGAAGAUGUAAUUGAAAGAGUUAAAUAUUAAAUUUAUCUUGUUUUUGACAGAAUGAUAAUCAAGACAAUCUCAGAGAAUUCUACGAGUGCAAUGAAUAAGAGAUUUUUCUAAGUCAUCUAGAAUUAUUAUAGGUAACUAUCGUAAUUUCCAGACUGAUGUUAAAGAACCUUUGACAAAAAGUAGAAAGAGUAAUGAGAAACAAUUCUUUCUCUUCUUUCAAGUACUACUUAAUAAGUUGGCAGCGGGUUUCGGAUUUAAAGUGAAAGCAGGAUACCAAGAGAUUAUAUAAGAUGUCGUUUCAAAGGUUCUACUGGAGCACUGUAUAUAGAUUAGAAAUGUGGUGCCAUACGAAACUUAAUUCCUGCCAAAAAACUUCAGAUGUGUUUAAAAAACUAUACAAACACUUAUAUAGUGUAUUCUUUUAAGCAAGAAUAUCCAUGCUACUUAAUAUCUAACUUUCAAAUGGAUUACGUUUGAAAUAAAAAUUUAAAUUGACAUUUUUCUUCCAAGGAUAGUUUGUAAAAGUAUUAAGAGAAUAAAAUAUAAUUGUGUAUUAUAUAGAGAUGGGUAUGCGAGUCCUUGGAUCCCGUAAAUCUUGAAAACGUUUCGAAAUUUGGAAACUCUACACUUCAUGCUUAUUUCAUCAUUCGAAUACUUUGAAUCUUAUUCUGAAACUCAAAUUCAGCUUUUAACUUGAAACUUUGGAAAGCUGAGCUUUAUUAUGUCCAAUAGAAGCAUUCAUUAACUCUUUAAGGCUAGUUUCACCAUUUUCUCCAAUGUAAAAAUCAAGCUUUACAUUCUGUAAUGUGUAAUCAACUUAAUAUAUUAUAACUACUUUCAAUAUAGGUACAGGUAUAAUAUAUUAUAACUACUUUCAAUUAUAUUUACUAGCUAAGUAAAUGAUUAUGUUCAAUAAAAAUGAAUAAUUAUAUAUUUAUCAUUGUAAAUAAAACAUACAAUGAGAAACAGUAUUUUUAGUUAACUAAAUUGUAAAAAAAUUAUAAUUCUAUAAAAGUUUUAUUAAAAGAUAAUGGUGAUAUAUGUAUAGAUAAUGGUGGUUCUCUGAGUCACCAUUAUUUGUCAUUUUUUUAAAAUAAAUCUAUUUAGAUAAAAUCUUUUUUUAAAUCGUAGACACAGAUUUAUAGUCAGUUGCCAACGAUUAAAAUUAAAAUAUUCAUUUAUUUCAUGUUCAUCUUCUGCUGCAACUGUAUUUUCUUUCCACAGAUUGAUUAUACCAACAAAUAAUACCCUUAAAAUCUUGAAUUUUCGGAAGUAUUGAAUUCUUUGAAAGCAUUCGCAAUUUACUCCCAUUUUGUCAAGUGGAAUUGUUUUUUUCUUCUGACAGCAUCUUCACGUUUUAACUCGUUCUGGUACUUAACUGUUUUCAAGAUAUAUUUAGAUCUUUGUAAUAAGCAUUUUAUCUUCUGCUAAUGGAGUAUGAUUUUCAUUUAUACUUAAUUUUCUAGAUGCUGCACAUUGAAGGUCGUCUAAUAAACUAAUAAGCUGGAUGUAUUUAAAUUUAAUGAUUAUUUGGAUAAAAAUUCGAGGUCGAUUUAUGCACCUCAAAAUCGAGUCUUACGGAAAGCAAAAGUCCGGCAUAAUCAUGUUUUUAUUGAACAUAAUUAAAAUUUGAAUUUUUCUUUCUCUAAAAAUAAAAAUCUGAAUUUUUUGUUUUAACGUCAUUGACGAGCUUAUGAAAACAUUUAUCAGUGACUGAGUUAUACAGAUAUACUUUACAUGCAUAAAUCUUAAAAUCGAGUUCUAAGAGGUUAAAAGAAUGCUGUUAUAAUUUCAGUGGGCUUGGGUUACCAACAUCACUGAGAGGUGACCUGAGUAUUGCUCUCUUAAAUUUUGUGGGCAGAAAUAAGCAUUUUAUCCUUAAUAUUCAGUAUUAAAUCUCAAAAUAUCACACCCCAUAUUCUGACUUCAAAAUAUCAUGAAAAGUAUGAAAAGUCUAGACUGUUAAUAAAGUAAUUUUUGUCAAAUUAUGUCAGGAAAAUGAACCUCAUAUUUCAACGAUUUUAAUUGUAUAUCUAAUUUAGUAAAUUUUAUAUCUAUUGCCGUAAUAAAAUUUAGGUGAAUUUUAAAAAACUGCAGUUUUAAAUCUAUUUUUCAGCAAAAUCAGAUUUCAUAUUUUUGCUUUUAUUGGAGGCUUUUAAAAUUUAGUAAAUGUUUUCCUCUUAUUAUUAUUAUUAUUAUUGCAUGUUUACAUGAAGGACUCAAGAGAUUUGAGGAUGUUUAAGCAUUCGGAUUUUGGAAAGCUUAGGAAUCGCCCCAUCUCUAAUAAUACAAAUAUGUCCACUUGCAAAUUAAAAUCUAUAGUUUUCAAGAUGUAUAAGUUGUUUGAUAUUCUUUAAUAUUAUUAAUAUUUCUGCAAUAUAUUCACUUAUUGGAUAUAAGCAGAAUACACAAAUCAAAUGAAUGUCAUAAAAGAUUUAAUAUAUCUGUUUAUAUAAUAUAUAUGUAAAUUAUAUAUGAAGUGAAAUGCAUGAAUAUCCACACAUGCAUCAAUAUUUUUUGUUUUAUGAAGGAAAAAUAUAAAUAUUUUCUACCUCUUCUUUUUAACGCAUUUUUAAUGUACUAAACCUCAGUUAAAUUACUUUUAUUUUUCAGGAAUAAUAUAUUUAAUUUAAAUUAAUAAUUUUGAGAAAUAUUAUUGUAUAAAUACCUCAGGAGCGUCCUGAAGUUGUAAAAAAGAUUGUGUCUGCGCUCAACGCACGUACUGCCAAACAGAUUGUAUAUUGUGCGUUUGUUGAAUUGAUUUAAUAAAUUAUUUUUCUUUUUCAUAUGAA
Stegodyphus dumicola is the source of this 8668-nucleotide messenger RNA. It is a transcript of the gene Cad99C, whose product is annotated as cadherin 99C. NCBI's taxonomy places the organism in Eukaryota, Metazoa, Arthropoda, Arachnida, Araneae, Eresidae. Gene Ontology annotation, cellular component: catenin complex; plasma membrane. Gene Ontology annotation, biological process: multicellular organism development; cell migration; homophilic cell-cell adhesion. The record is from RefSeq and is a predicted model, not a curated record. Gene Ontology annotation, molecular function: cadherin binding; beta-catenin binding; calcium ion binding.